AUGAAGUUCUUCGCCGCUCUCACCGUUGCCGGCGCUGUCGCCCCGGCCCUCGCCAUUCCCGCUGCUCCUUCAGCUCCCGUUGUCCCCGAUAUCCUCGGAACCAAGGCUUGCGUUGCACCUCCCAAGAGAGUUGAGUGGCGCGAACUCGGUGCUGCCAACCAAAAGGCCUACAUCGACUCUGUUCUGUGCUUGAAGACCAAGCCUUCUCGCAUUGGUCUCAAGUCAUCUCUGUACGAUGACUUUCCCUACGUCCACUUUCAGCUCAACGACUGGAUCCACGGCGGUGCUCCUUUCCUUCCUUGGCACAGAUACUUUGGUGUCAUCUACGAGCAAGCUCUCCGCGACUGUGGCUACAAGGGUCCUGGAACAUACUGGGACUGGACCAAGGAUGCCGAGAAGGGUCUUUUGAGCUCUCCUCUCAUGUCCAAGAACGCUUUCGGUGGCAACGGAGAUCAAAAUGAUAUGGAAUGGCCAGGCAAUACCGGCCUCCCGUGUGUCAGGGAUGGCCGAUUCUCUAAGCUCCGACCUGAGUACCUCGAGGACGAGCCCAAGGUUCUAUCCAAGGGUGGUCACUGCCUUUUCCGCAACAUGCCCGAGGUCACUGAGCCCGAGGCUUACAAGAUGAUGGUGCCCCAGAUCACCGCCAAGGGCAUCAAUGAUCUCCAGAAGGCUGGUAACUGGUCUUACUUCCACACCGCCAACGAGGGCGGUCCUCACGGUACCAUCCAUGCUUCUCUGGGCGGAGAGAUGAACCCUACUACUUCUCCCAAUGAGCCUCUCUUCUUCAUGCACCACGCUCAGAUUGACCGCGUCUGGUGGCAAUGGCAGCAGAAGAAGGCUAGCCGCUUCUCCGAGUACGAUGGUGAGGGUAUGCACUACCCCAAGAGGGACCGAACUAGCGUCAACCUUGACGAUGUGCUUCCUAUGUUCGGCCUUGCCAAGGACGUCAAGGUUAGGGAUGUUAUGAACCCCUCCAAGGGUCCUCUGUGCUUCCGCUACUAA
Fusarium venenatum is the source of this 1002-nucleotide messenger RNA. RefSeq lists its product as uncharacterized. The record is from RefSeq and is a predicted model, not a curated record. Lineage: Eukaryota; Fungi; Ascomycota; Sordariomycetes; Hypocreales; Nectriaceae. Gene Ontology annotation, molecular function: oxidoreductase activity.